UAUUAAACCUCUAUUCAGCAGUUGAUCAAAAUUAUCUUUACGAUAAUUUUAUCUUAACGGUAUUCGAAUAAGAGAGUCGAAGGGCCCGAAGUAUUAAGUAUUUCUGAUUCCUGAAAAUUCCGAUAAGAAUUAUAUGGUACGCGUAUACGAUGAUGUCGUACCUUGGGCUCGAAACAUUACUAAAAGCUGCGAUACAAUGAAUCAGAAUAAUGAGAACGCAGUAUGAGAAAAAAAAGGAGAAUGGAAAAUAAUGCGACUCUUAAAUAUAAUGUGUUCGCACUCGCCGUUUGUAUUCGUAUUUAUAUGUAAUUCGAUCGGCCUCGAACUCCUUCGAAAAAGUGUUUACAUUUCGUGUGUUCGGCUGUCGAACGCGACAGUCACCGCACGCACACGACGCAUUACACACGCAUUGACGCACGAGCGUUUUUGUGCGCACUAUACAGGCGAAAACAUUUCUUUCCCACAUAUGCAUAGGCCGAAGAAAUUAAUCAGUUGGUUCCGCGCGCAAGAGCGAGCCGCAUAUUAUCCCCAAUGGGCAACCUCGUCCACAGUCACUGAGGUCGACGACUUCUUAAAAGGAUGGGUUAACGAGGUCCGUGGGGCAUUACUCGCUUUACCGACCACCUCCGUCUGCGAUACUCACCUUUUCUUCGACUAGUCGCUCCUCUGCCUGGAUGCAAUAAGCUGGCACGUUGGAUUUUCGAAAAUCGUUCCAUUUGAUAUUCGGCUCGAUCGACUGUUAAGUGCACGUAGCCGAGGCAGGGAUCUCAGUCAACGUUCUACCAUUUAAAUGUUUGCAACAGGUGCUUCCACGCUCCCAUAUAUAGCUAGAGCAUUUGAAUUUUUUGUUUCGCUCGGUUGGUCGUGUACGCUCGUGAACGGAUACGAAGAACGGAUUAUAUGUGUGGACAAAUUCGAAUCCAUGAGCGCUUCCGUUUAUAUUUACGAAUUUUAGUAACGAAUUGUUACAUUGUGUGCGACUCGGCGAUGUACCUGUGACGUAAACAUAUAUUACAUAUGGAUAUUCAAAUUGGUGACAACUGUAAAUAUUACAAAUGCAGAAGCUUGCUGGCUUGCGACACCGGAGGAACAGUUUAUGAAACUUUUAAGGAGUUUGAAAAAUCUAAUUCCACUGCCAGCUUAUUGAAAUAUAAAGAUAAUGGUAAAACUGAUUCUAAUCAGCCGGAGAGUAUUAUUUAUAUUAUCGAUGCGGAUAGUGAACUAGAGAAAGAGAAAAGAUCGCUGGUCGAUUUAACUACUCAUCUAGACGACGAUGAAUUUAAUGAUUAUGAAAUCCAUUCUAAUAUGUGUUAUCAACCGCAGAAUGAGGUUUCACAGUAUACCACAUGCGAAGAUGAAAUAGAAUGUUUGGAUCUAGUAGAGGAAUGCAUUCAAAGUAAAAAUAUUGUUUGUGCCCCUAAUGAAAGUGCUGAUAGGCAUAUUUUGCAAAAUUUGGUCGAUCAAAUUUUAGAUAAUGAUGAUAUUUUUGUCAUUCAAGACUCAGGACAUUAUCAACAUUUUAACAAUUCAAGUAGUCUAAUUCAUUCUAAAGAUAUUAACGAUGAUAUAAGAAAAGAUGGUUCAUUACUGGAUGAUAUUGUUUGCACUCAGAAUGAUUAUCAAUACUUUUUAACCGCCGCUCAGAAUAAUUCUGGUUUAUCCGAUUUAGCUAAAUUAAAUAGACAAGAAAUAAAUAGAUUUGAACACGAUACAUCGAUGAAAAGAGGAAUUGUUUCUAGCAGCAAGCAUACGCAUAAGAGAAAACAAAUAUAUAAUAUUAAGGAUGAUUCAUUUACUGAAUUAUUAAAUGAAGAUAAAGAUAUAUUCAAUAAGACAAUGGUAUCUAAUAUUAAAACUCGAAAAAAGAAAUCACGUUAUAAUAAGGAAAAUCAAAGGAAAAAAUUACAAUGUCAGAAAAGAAAUCCAUUUGCCAAUUUAAAAAUGAAUAGCAUUCUAAAAGGAAGUAAGAAACCAACGAUAAAAAGAAGUAAAAAUCAUUGGCAAUUAUCAAAGAGAGAAUCGACAUCUUCGAAUGAUGAAAAUUUUGGAGAAAAUUAUUGCAUUUUGAGCGAUGACAAUUUUGGGAAAAACAAUGUUAACUUUAACAACGAUGAGGAUGUUUUGAUGUAUAAAAGAAGAUCGUGUCAAUCUGAUUAUUGUUCUUCGUUUCAUUCAAAAACUGAUGUACUACAAGAAAUUGGUGCAAUUAUAACGUUAAAUUCUGAAUUCGCCAAUGCCGAUUAUUUAGAAUACGUACAACCAAGAGAAAGAAUCAUUGAAUCUGAUAUGGAUAAGCUUCUGAGUCCGACGAUAGAAGUGGAAUUUUCUGAAAUUCUCAAGACAUGUAAAAUAAAACAAAUUAUAAAGGAUAAAAAAGAGCAAAUAGAUUGUAAUGGAAAUGAAUUAGAUUAUUAUAAUGUUAAACAGAUAAAUAAUUCAAAAUCAAUAUUAUCACCCAAUGAAAUUGCAGAAAGAGACUUGUUCUUGAAAUCAGCAUAUGCAAAAAAAUUGGGAUAUGAGAAUUAUUUCAAUACCUCCAAUGAGUCCAUUGUCAAUGAAAUUCUUUUUGAUCCAUCACUUGCAUAUAAUGAAAUUAAUUUAGACUUAAAUCUGUUAAAGCAUAUUGAAAUGUACUCGAAAAAAAAUUCGCUUUUAGACAAGUCAUUUACAUCGGUGUCAUGUACAUUGAUAGAAAGCUUAAAUGAAUUCAAUCGAUUUGGCGGAUUUACCGAAGAAAUCUGUGAAGACAAAGACGAAGACAAAAACGAAAAUGAAGACGAAAAUAAAGACGAAGACGAAGACGAAGACGAUGACGAUGACAAUGACGUUGACGAAGAGGAAGAAGAACAAGCAGGAGACGAAGUCGAAGAAGAAUUAAAUCUUACAGACGAUAAUUCGGAUGUUACAUUGGAUAUCGAGGGAUCAGAUAAUUUUUCUGAAGUUAAUACAUUUGAAAAAAGACAUGAUAAUUUAACUUUAAACGGAGAUCUAAGAAAACACAACGUAAUUGAUGAUUCAGUCGGACAAAUUACGAAUAUUAAUGAAAAGAAGAAAUCCAAGUCUGUGAAAAAUAUUUAUAGGUAUAAAUGCUUUAAUUGUUCUGCAAAAUUUAGAACAAAGCGCAUAUUAAAGAAUCAUGUUUCUGAAAGACACAGAGGUCCAUAUGAUACGGAAUGCGAAAUUUGUCAUAUGAAAUUUAGGAAAAGCUCUGCCCAUAAAAAACAUCAUCCAUGGUGUCAAAAAAAUGUAACACAUAAAUGUGAUAUUUGUAGCAAAGUUUAUUGUUAUCGAGCCUCGCUUAUAAAGCACUUGAAAACUCAUAGGAAGCUCAUGUAAUGAGCUUUAACGUAAAAGUGAGCGGAUAAAAAGCAAUGGAAAGUCUUAGAACAUU
Ceratosolen solmsi marchali is the source of this 3391-nucleotide messenger RNA. Its product is annotated as protein PFC0760c. Gene Ontology annotation, molecular function: DNA-binding transcription factor activity, RNA polymerase II-specific; RNA polymerase II cis-regulatory region sequence-specific DNA binding. The record is from RefSeq and is a predicted model, not a curated record. Lineage: Eukaryota; Metazoa; Arthropoda; Insecta; Hymenoptera; Agaonidae. The coding region runs from base 1018 to 3336 and encodes 772 amino acids. Gene Ontology annotation, biological process: regulation of DNA-templated transcription. The transcript is spliced from 7 exons.